AAAAAGAAAGAAAGAAAAAGCCUUCAACUUGAAGCACAGCACUCUUUGAUUUCCACUUCUUCUUUGAUCUGUCCCUUUUAAUUUUUCUUCUCUUUGAUUUUGAGGUCUAAAAACAUUGCCUCGAACCCAAACCCCCCCCUUUUUUUUCCACUCCCAAAAAACAAAAUAAGAAAAAAAAUCCAAACUUUAUCUAUCUUCUAUAAGAUUUAUAAAUUAAUUAUUUUUUUCUUGUUUUUAUAGUGUUUUUAUAGUGUUAAUCGCCUGGUAUAGAUUCUUCUCCAAGUGACUCUCAUUUUCUAGCUCAAUUUGUUUUUUAGGCUCAUCUGCCACAAAACCAACAUCUUUUGGCCUUAUAGUGUUUCUUGCCUUUGAAAAAAAAAAAACAAUCAAAGAUUUUUUUUCAUUUUUUUCUUCUAUGUUAUUAGUUAAAAGUUGUUAACUUUAUCCUCAAAAUCUUGAAGUAGCUGAAUAUUGAGUGUUGUUUGAACUUGGAACUUUUGCUCUCAAGCUAUUUCUUUGGGCGAUUUUUAGUAAGGCUGUUUUGAUUGUUGAUCUUGAUGCUUUUUUGGUUAAUUUUUUCCCUUUUUUGAACUGUUCUGAAAUCUGGGUAUAUUUUUUUUUUGGUUUUUUCUAGGAAUUUGGUCUUGGCAUUACUUGACCUUUAAUAUUUUGUGAUCUUUUGAUUUGGGUUUUAACUGCAAAGUGAACUUGGUUUCUCCUAUUACUUUGGGGGCUUCCUGUUUGAUGCCAAUUGUUUUGUUUCCAAAGUUUUGAUGCUAAGAUGCAGCCUGAUCAGAGAAGAAAGUCAGCUGCGGAUGUAGAUUUUUUCACUGAAUAUGGUGAGGGAAGCAGGUAUAGAAUAGAGGAGGUAAUUGGAAAAGGAAGCUAUGGUGUUGUUUGUUCAGCGUAUGACACUCAUACUGGAGAAAAGGUUGCUAUUAAGAAAAUCAAUGAUAUAUUUGAACAUGUAUCUGACGCCACCCGAAUCCUCAGAGAGAUUAAACUUCUCAGGCUCCUACGUCAUCCAGACAUUGUUGAGAUCAAGCACAUAUUGUUGCCUCCUUCAAGAAGGGAAUUUAAAGAUAUAUAUGUGGUAUUUGAACUUAUGGAAUCUGAUUUACACCAGGUUAUCAAAGCAAAUGAUGAUUUGACCCCAGAACACUACCAGUUUUUUCUUUAUCAGCUUCUUCGGGGCCUGAAAUACAUUCACACAGCUAAUGUUUUUCAUCGGGAUCUAAAGCCGAAAAAUAUCUUAGCCAAUGCUGAUUGCAAACUGAAGAUCUGUGAUUUUGGACUUGCAAGAGUAGCUUUUAAUGACACCCCCACUGCAAUAUUCUGGACGGACUAUGUUGCAACAAGAUGGUACAGGGCUCCGGAAUUGUGUGGAUCCUUUUUCUCCAAGUAUACCCCAGCAAUAGAUAUAUGGAGCAUUGGGUGCAUCUUUGCUGAACUUCUAACAGGGAAACCUCUGUUUCCUGGAAAAAAUGUUGUCCAUCAAUUGGAUCUGAUGACUGAUCUUUUGGGAACACCAUCUGCUGAAGCCAUUGCUAGGGUGCGUAAUGAGAAAGCUCGGAGAUACUUGAGCAGCAUGCGAAAGAAAAAGCCAAUUCCUCUCUCCCACAAGUUCCCUAAUGCAGAUCCUCUUGCUGUUCGUUUGUUAGAAAGGAUGCUUGCUUUUGAACCCAAGGAUCGACCUAGUGCUGAAGAGGCCCUAGCUGAUCCAUAUUUCAAGGGCUUGGCCAAAGUUGAAAGGGAGCCUUCCGCACAACCAGUUACCAAGAUGGAAUUUGAGUUUGAGAGACGUAGGAUUACAAAGGAAGAUGUUAGGGAGCUCAUAUACCGUGAAAUUCUUGAGUAUCAUCCUAAAAUGUUGAAAGAGUAUCUGGAAGGAUCAGAGCCAACUGGCUUCAUGUAUCCAAGUGCGGUUGACCAUUUCAAGAAGCAGUUUGCCUUCCUUGAGGAGCACUAUGGAAAUGGUACGACUGCAGCUCCACUUGAGAGACAACAUGCAUCUUUGCCAAGGCCAUGUGUGUUAUAUUCAGAUAAUUCAGUACAAAACUCAACAGAUGUGACAGAUAACUUAUCUAAAUGUUCCAUCAAGGAAACUGAGAAACCCCAAACAGAGAGAAGCUUUCCAAUCCCUAUGUCAAGGCUUCCCCCUCAAGUUCCUCAAAGCAUCCAAGCAGGUGCUGCCAGACCUGGGAAAGUAGUUGGAUCAGUAUUGCGAUACAACAAUUGUGGGGCAGUAGCCGCAGGUGAGGCUCUUGAACAGCGAAGAAUGGCUCGGAAUCCUUCAGUUCCAACUCAGUAUACUGCCACAAAUUGUUCAUAUCCACGGAGAAAUCCUGUCUGUAAAGAUGAUGAAGAAAAUGAAUUGCAGCCAAAACCCCAGUACAUGGCUAGGAAAGUUGCUGCUGCCCAAGGUGGAUCAAGAAGUCAGUGGUAUUGACCUAAUAUCAACUACAAAUGGCCAACAAAAAAGGCCGGUGAGGAUUUACUCCCAAAUUGCUCUUCCUACUUCUGGUUGAGGAAAGCUCAGACAAGUUACAAGCGAAGCUAUGCAUUGUAAUUUAUAGCACUAAUUUCAAAGAGAUGAAACUGUGCCUACUUAUCCUUCAUAAGAUAUGGGAAAGUUAGAGACUUGAGGAAAAGGCAAAAGUGAACUCUGUAACUUAUGAAGUUGGUUCUCUACUUUAUUUAUUCUUUAUUAACACCCUUAUCCCUC
This is a messenger RNA of Gossypium raimondii (Peruvian cotton), 2725 nucleotides long. RefSeq names its product mitogen-activated protein kinase 15. The transcript is spliced from 10 exons. Bases 782 to 2449 code for a protein of 555 amino acids. Gene Ontology annotation, biological process: intracellular signal transduction; protein phosphorylation. Lineage: Eukaryota; Viridiplantae; Streptophyta; Magnoliopsida; Malvales; Malvaceae. The record is from RefSeq and is a predicted model, not a curated record. Gene Ontology annotation, molecular function: MAP kinase activity; ATP binding. Gene Ontology annotation, cellular component: cytoplasm; nucleus.